Messenger RNA from Synchiropus splendidus (mandarinfish), 1390 nucleotides. RefSeq names its product N-acetylglucosamine-1-phosphate transferase subunit gamma (gene gnptg). The record is from RefSeq and is a predicted model, not a curated record. Lineage: Eukaryota; Metazoa; Chordata; Actinopteri; Syngnathiformes; Callionymidae. Gene Ontology annotation, cellular component: Golgi apparatus. The transcript is spliced from 11 exons. Bases 73 to 966 code for a protein of 297 amino acids.
AGACGCCCCGUCACAUGACUCAAACAGGAAGUACUGUACAUUGCUGUUUGUAACGUUUAUGAACAGAAUUCAAUGGCGAGUAUACAGCAUUCUGUUACUGUGAUUUUAGGCUGUAUAUCUUUACUGGUUAGCCAUGGGAUUGCUGGUAAAAUGAAGAUUGUCGAGGAGCCCAAUACAUUUGGGGUCAAUAAUCCCUAUCUGGCCCAGGGAAACAGACUGCAGCCCAAAGUAACCCCCUCUCCAGUGUCCGGCCCAGCACAUCUUCAUCGUUUGUCUGGAAAAUGCUUCUCACUGACUGAGUCAAUGUAUAAAUAUGAACUCUGCCCCUUUCACAACGUCACCCAACAUGAGCAGUCCUUCCGAUGGAAUGCUUACAGUGGGAUUCUCGGGAUCUGGCAGGAGUGGGAAAUAGCAAACAAUACUUUUAUGGGCAUGUGGAUGAGAGAAGGAGAUGCAUGUGGAGCCAGAAGCAGAGAAACAAAGGUCAUAUUCGUCUGUGGGACUAAAAGUAAACUUGCUGCAGUGUCAGAGCCGAGCACAUGUGUGUACUCGCUUACUUUUGAGACGCCAUUAGUCUGCCAUCCACAUGCACUUCUAGUGUACCCAACCCUGAGUGAAAGGCUUCAACAUGAAUGGGAUGAUGUUGAACAGUCCAAGUAUGAAGGUCUUAUAACUGAGCAGGGAUACAACAAUCUGCUAAAGGAUAUAUUUGAGGAGGCGGGAUUACUGAAAAGCCAGAAAGUGAAUGUAAAUCGGAAUGAAGUGGCUGCAGAUUUGGAAAUGGACAGCUCGUUGCAAAAAUGCACUGAGGACGUUCAAAAACUAAGAGAGGAGGUCCAGAGGCUGCAAGCGGUUCUUCGUCAACAUAACAUUCCUUUCACUCCGACACAUAAUAAAAGCAAAGACCCUGCAGCAGUUUCAGAUCAACACUUAAGAGGAGACAUUGGACUCAUUGAUUUGCACUGACCGUCGUCAUUCACUCCAGAUGAUAACUGUGUCACCCACAAAUACUAAAUACUCACCAGAUACAGUGGGGAAGGGCCACAAAAACCUGCCACAUGGCAAUGAAUUAUAUUGACAACGCUACAUUUUUUUGCUUCAAAAUAAAGUAAAUACCAUUGGGACAAGUACUUUGAGAAACUUUACUUCAGCUGGUGAUUGAAAUGUGAAAAUACUAAUCUCUCAGAAUCUGAAUGCUUUCUUGAUGGCUUCACAGAAGAACACUGAAAUGACUUUUUGUACAAUGAAUAUUUAUUUGUUAUUUCUUUGCUUGUCAGUCGAAGACUGACGUUUAAUCCAGGGGAUGGAGUGAUGCGCAGGCAUCACUGGGAAAACAUUCUACAUUUCAUGCAUCUGAAAUUGAGAUUUAAUAAACAAAAUGUUGACAGCU